Messenger RNA from Thamnophis sirtalis, 2029 nucleotides. The record is from RefSeq and is a predicted model, not a curated record. NCBI's taxonomy places the organism in Eukaryota, Metazoa, Chordata, Lepidosauria, Squamata, Natricidae.
CGCCUCCUCCUCUCCGCAUCCCAAGUGAGGCGCUUCCCCGGCCAGCGGCGGCCAUGGCCCGCGGCGGUAAAGAGGAGGGCCGCCCGCCCGAACAGGCCGCCUCGCCUCCGGAGGCCUCCCAGGGAAGCGGUUCUGGGCGCCCACCGCCACCGGCGCCUCCGCCUGCUCGGUUUCCCCGGCUGGCCCUGGCCCUGGCCUUCCUGGCGGCUCUGCUGGCGGCCAAAUACUACCGGGACGCCGAGGCUGCCCGGCGACAGGAAACAGCCUUGAAAUCUCUGGGAAAUGAGGGCCUUUUCCUCUUCUCUUCCCUGGACACUAACAAUGAUUUGUUCAUCAGCCCUGAGGAAUUCAAACCAAUUGCGGAGAAACUGACUGGCAUGGUUCCUGUAUCAGGCACUGAGGAAGAAGAGGUGACGGAUCCCAAUGGGGAGACACUCACUAUCCUUGCAAAAUUCCAGCCUCUGUUGAUGGAAACCAUGACAAAGAGCAAAGAUGGCUUCCUUGGUAUUUCCCAUGUGGCCUUUACUGGGCUCCGCAACUGGACAGCUCCUGCUUCACCCCUGAGUAUGAUGUUUGCUCAGCAAUUCAAGUCCUUUCUUCCCCCAAAGAAUAAGUUGGAACUUGGUGACACUUGGUGGAUCAUUCCCAGUGAGCUAAACAUCUUUACCGGAUAUCUUCCCAAUAAUCGUUUCUAUCCUCCAGCUCCCAAGGGCAAAGAGGUCAUCAUUCACAAGCUCUUGAGUAUGUUCCACCCGCGGCCAUUUGUGAAAACUCGUUUUGCUCCUCAGGGAGCAGUGGCCUGUAUUCAAGCUGUAGCAGAGUUCUACUACAAAAUAGCCUUCAGAAUCCAUGGAGAAUUCCAACUGAAUGAGCCUCCAAAUUUCCCAUUCUGGUUUUCUCCUGCCCAAUUCACGGGCUACAUUGUCCUCUCAAAGGAUUCUUCCCAUGUUCGAGAGUUCAAGCUAUUUGUCCCUAAUAACAGGUCCCUCAAUGUAGAUAUGGAAUGGUUAUACGGUGCCUUAGAAAGCAGCAACAUGGAGGUGGAUAUAGGAUACUUACCUCAGAUGGAGCUGGAGUCUCUGGGACCAUCUACCCCCUCAGUGAUUCAUGAUGAAAAUGGGAACGUGAUUGACAGCAGAGAAGGAGAACCAAUUCAGUUUAUUUUUGAAGACAUUUCCUGGCAGAGAGAAAUAAGCUGGGAAGAAGCAUCUGGGAAACUGGAAGUGGUCAUGUAUCCAUUUAAGAAAGUUUCCUACUUUCCCUUUACCCAGGCUUUCGAAAAGGCCAAAUCUGAGGGUAAACUUGUUCAUUCUAUACUCUUGUGGGGAGCCUUAGAUGAUCAGUCAUGCUGAGGUUCAGGGCGAACUCUCCGGGAAACAGUCCUGGAAAGUUCGCCCAUCCUUGCAUUCCUGAAUGAGAGUUUCAUCAGUACCUGGUCCUUGGUGAAGGAGCUGGAAGAUUUACAGGUAAGCUGCUCCUGAAAUUCAGGAGGAGGACAAGGUAGAAUGGGUAACUUGAGAAGACGGGGAAGCGAAUCAUGUAAGAUGACUGUUGCUCUUUUAGUAGUAGUUUAUUGAUGAAUUCGUCUUGCAAUCUUAUCAAUCCUUCCUUUUAUUAGAUCAUGUUCUGUUUACUCCUCUGCCCUUAAGGUGGCCAGUUCUUCUUUGAAUAGAUCUGGGAAACCUAUAAGCAAGACAGAAAAGCAGAAGUACCAUCUUUCUUCUGUUUCUCAACACGUUGCCUCUGAUUCUUUAAGCAUUUCUUCAUCCUUAUGACUAGUAAGCUGACCCUCCAUUGCAACAAACACAAAAUGGGGUCCCUAAGCCCCAGAAUUUUGUCCUCUUUCUUUAGUAAACUUGUAACUGCCAUAAUCUAUUAAGCUCCUGAUGCCUAUUAACAUGAAUCUAUGUUAAAUUAAAGAAUCCCUGCUAAAAAAAAAGAUGAUCAAGAUGUAAAUUUAUGAAUAGUAAUUAAACAUGGUGGCUCAGUGGCUAAAAUGCUGAGCUUGUCCAUCAGAAAGGUCAGCAGU